Molecule: messenger RNA, 2413 nt
Organism: Betta splendens (Siamese fighting fish)
Lineage: Eukaryota; Metazoa; Chordata; Actinopteri; Anabantiformes; Osphronemidae
Product: perforin-1-like
Exons: 5
Coding region: 223-1959 (578 amino acids)
Biological process (GO): leukocyte mediated cytotoxicity
Molecular function (GO): calcium ion binding; pore-forming activity
Source: RefSeq, a predicted model, not a curated record
UUUGAGUUUCUCUAUCGACCACCAGCUCCUCCCCCUCCGUACAAGACGACAAACUGCCACAAUUUGCUCCCACGCUUCUCUUAAAGACCACCUCACCCGUUCACGUCCCACUGCCCUGCUUUCCGUCCGUCGAGCACAAGCUUUUCACGCUCAUACUCAGUUUCACAGCCCCAGGUGAAGCAACGCAAAGGUGAAAUAAUCAAUUUGCACCAAAUGUGAAGCAUGUUGCUGUGGAGGAUCUGCAUCUGUACCGGCCUCAUGGCGUCACUCCCUCGACCUACGCAUCAGUCCUGCACCACAGGGACACCCAAGCAGUGCGCUGACGCGGAGUUCGCUCCUGGUGCCUCUCUGGCGGGAGAAGGCUUCGACAUCACCAAGAUGGAGCGAAAAGGGGCCUUUGUCAUCAACAUGAAUCUGUGGAAGCACAAGGACAAAACGUGCACCCUGUGCAGCAACCCCUACCUGGAGAACAGCAAGCAGAAGCUCCCCUUGUCCGUGGUGGACUGGAGGUCGCAGCAGUCCUGCAGCAUGUCCAUCACCAGUAGACUCCACCGCUCCAGCGAGUCCCUAGUCAGCUCCAGCACCUCCUCUGUAGAAAACAACUGGGAGGCCAAUCUGGACGUUAACGUGGGUGAAAAGAGCGGCUCAGCGAUGCUGGCCGGCACGCAUUCCAAACUGGCUGAAUACUCCAUGGAAAAAACCAAGAAUGAUAAAUUCAGCUUCACGAGCCAAAGCGUGUUCUGUGAGUACUACAGCUAUCGAGUGUCGGGUUCUCCCAGGCUGCACAAAGAGUUCCAGAAAGCAGUGAAGCAGCUUCCCCAAACCUACAGCCCCCAAUACAAGUCACGGUUUUACAAGCUUAUAGACAACUUCGGCACCCAUUACAUCACCAAGGUGAAACUGGGAGGGAGCGUCCAGUCUGUGACCAGCAUCCGGCAGUGCCAGGCCAGCCUGCAGGGCCUCAGUAUGGAGGAGAUAGAGAUGUGCCUGCAGGCCGAGGCCUCUGUCAGCAUCAAGGCCUCAGUAAAAACCCAAGCAAAGCACUGUCAAAAAGACGCCGACAAGUCAGAAAGCAAGAUGUCCUUCUCCAGCCUCUUCAGUGACAGGUUCACAGAGAUAAAGGGCGGCCACACCACGGAGCCAGAUCUGCUCUUCUCUGCUGACAAAGACCCGGCCGCCUACAAAGAGUGGCUGAACACGGUCCCACGGAACCCAGACAUAGUCUCCUACUCCCUGGACUCCCUUCACGAGCUGCUGCCCAAAAACAGCGCCGCUCGCAAGAACCUGCGCUCGGCCGUCAGCCACUAUAUCCUGGAGAAAGGCCUGUGGAAGAACUGCAGCAGUCGCUGUCAGGCCGGCAUCAAGAGCGACUCCAGAGACUCCUGCGUUUGCCAGUGUCACAACGAUCCGGCCGUCAACCAGGACUGCUGCCCGACCCGUAAAGGCAUGGCCCGGGUCAUCGUCACCGUGCAGCGGGCCGCUGGUCUGUGGGGGGACCACACCACUGCCACCGACGGCUACGUCAAAGUGUCCUUCAAUGGACUGACGUAUCGUACCUCUGUGGUUUACAACAACAAUGACCCACACUGGGCCUUUCCCAUUGACCUGGGCUCCCAGGACUUGUCCUCAGGUCACAAAGUGAGAUUUGAAGUGUGGGACGAGGACAGCAAGUGGGACGACGACCUGCUGGGGGAAUGUGAGCAAGACCUGACGGCUGGGGUCAAAGCCGACGUCUGUGCCCUGCAGCACGGUCAGCUGUUUUACAGACUUGAAAUCAAAUGCGCUCCGAGCCUGAGCGGAGAUUUAUGCACAGAUUACAAAGCGUCACCCGUGAGUCCGAGCCUGAAGAGCUUCUAUGUGUCCCGUCACGCCCACCCUGUUCCCAGAGACAUCCUGGUGCAGAUGGGUGUGUUCGGUGACGACCCGAGUUCACAAAGGAAUCAGAGUAUUUAUGCAUAAAGUUAAAGGAAUAGUGAUGAAUAUAUACAUACUUUGGCUUUGCUGAUGCUUCCAUACAGUAGCAACGUGCCUCCUUCUAAUGAAACUGUUCAUAACUGAAUCGCAGACUCCAAAGCAUGCUGUGUAGUCGGCUCGAAGCUUUUGUUUUUGCAGAAAUUCAGUGAAACAAACAGACAGUAGUGUCCUGAUUUGAAUGCAUCAAAGUGGUUCAAAUAUUAAAUAAAUGGUGACAUAUUUGUGGUAUUGGUGUUGUUUUAUUGGGCACAAAACACAUGAGUAGCUUAUGUGAAAGUUACUGGACACGAAGUUUGAUUCACUUCUAUAAUUUAUUUGUCUCUUACACUUUGCACAUAUGUUUAUUUGUUUCAAACUGUAUCUAUUUUUAUCUAUACAAGCAUUUAUAUGUACACAAAUGUUUAUCUAUUAUUGAAUAAAGGGAAUAAUGUCUAAAGUA